Messenger RNA from Oncorhynchus keta (chum salmon), 969 nucleotides. RefSeq lists its product as uncharacterized. The record is from RefSeq and is a predicted model, not a curated record. The coding region runs from base 1 to 969 and encodes 322 amino acids. Lineage: Eukaryota; Metazoa; Chordata; Actinopteri; Salmoniformes; Salmonidae. The transcript has 3 exons.
AUGGGACCCAGACUACAAACCCCCAGACCUCAGACUACAACCCCCCCAGACCCAGACUACAACCCACCAAGACCAAGACCACAACCCCCCCAGACCCUAGACAACAACCCUCAAGACCAACACUAUAACCCUGCCAGACCCUACACUACAACCCCCCAGACCAAGACCACAACCCCCCAGAACCUAUACUACAACCCCCAGACCAAGACUAAACCCACCCAGAACCCAGAUCACAACCCCCAGACCAAGACUACAACCCCCCAGACCAAGACCACAACCCCCCAGAAAUACAACCCCCAGACCAAGACUACAACCACCCCAGACCCUGGACUGCAACCCCCAGACCCUGGACUACAACCCCCAGACCCUGGACUAUACAACCCCCCCAGACCCCAGAAUACUACCCCCCCAGACCCCAGAAUACAACUCCCCCAGACCCCAGAAUCCAACUCCCUCAGACCCCAGAAUACUACCCCCAGACCCCAGAAUACAACUCCCCAGACCCCAGAAUCCAACUCCCUCAGACCCCAGAAUACUACCCCCAGACCCCAGAAUACUACCCCCCAGACCCCAGAAUACAACUCCCCAGACCCCAGAAUCCAACUCCCCCAGACCCCAGAAUACUACCCCCCCAGACCCCAGAAUACAACUCCCCCAGACCCCAGAAUCCAACUCCCUCAGACCCCAGAAUACUACCCCCAGACCCCAGAAUACAACUCCCCCAGACCCCAGAAUCCAACUCCCCAGACCCCAGAAUACUACCCCCCCCAGACCCCAGAAUCCAACUCCCCCAGACCCCAGAAUAUUACCCCCCCAGACCCCAGAAUACACCCCCCACCCAGUCCCCAGACAAAGGCAUUGGAAGCAUUCUAUAAAACCAUACCACUUCACCAGAGCCCGCCGAGCGUGCCCGCUAUCUGCCAGCUUUUCUCAGACAACACAAUUAUGUGGCCCGUAGGCAAACAGUGA